CAAAACCCUAUCUGAUCAAAACAGGAAGUAGACAUGCUUCUUUUUCAAACAACCAAUCAUUCAUUAGUCACUUGCAGCCUAAAGGCAAACACAGGAAAAUAAGUUGACACUUCAUAAGUAACAAGUGGCAGCUACUUUGGUCGAAACCAUGAAGAUCGCAUCUUUUAACAUCAGACGUCUGGGCCCAAGCAAGCUGUCAGACAAAAACAUUGUGAAAUAUCUCAUAAAGAUCUUCUCCCGCUACAGUAUACUCAUUAUCCUGGAGGUGGUGGACAAAUCGGGCAAAGCCAUAGCCAAAUUUCUGCAUGAGCUGAACAGCACAAGAGCUAAUAAGAAACGCCCCUUUACUAUGAUGGGGAGCUCCAGACUUGGCCGAUCUCUUUAUAAGGAACAGUUUGUCUGUUUCUACAGAGAAGAUGAGGCUAAAUUGGUUGACACUUACCAAUAUGAAGACAAUCAAGAGGGUGAUGAGGACGCUUUCUCUCGAGAGCCUUUCAUUCUGCGUUUCAGAUGCAAACACACAGUGCUGAAAGAUUUGGUGUUGAUCCCUGUUCACACAAAGCCCAAAGACUCACAGAAGGAACUGGAUGAACUGUACGAUGUGUUUCUGCAUGUCAAGGAAAAAUGGAAGACUGAUAACGUCAUGAUCCUUGGGGACUUCAAUGCAGAUGGUGCCUACGUUUCCAAGAAGAAGAUGAAAGCCAUCAGAAUCCGUAGUGAUACAGAUUUCCACUGGCUCAUUGGGGACGAUGUGGAUACCACAGCAAGCCUCUCCAACGACCACACCUAUGACAGGAUUGUGGUGUACAAAGAAGACAUGUUACACGCGGUUGUGCCACGAUCUGCAAAACCCUUUAACUUCCAAGAAGCCUUCAAGCUUUCCGAGGAAAUGGCUUUGGAGAUCAGUGAUCAUUAUCCAGUGGAGGUGAGUCUGAGGAAGAGUCCUGGACCAAAGACUAGUGGGAAAACCAAAACACAAAAACGCAAAGCAUGAUGACUCUGAACACUGUUUGAGACUUAAUGGCUCGAGGAAUGAAUGAUAUCCAAAGAUGCUCUUCAUUAGUAAAAUCAGGGCUCAUGAAAUCUGUUUUAUUUAAAAAACAGCUAUAUUUUCAUGUUAACUAGAGUGAACUGCUCAUUAAUUUGUAAUAAAGGUGGAAAGCCUGGAACCUCAAAAUAAACUCUUUUCACUUUUA
Myxocyprinus asiaticus (Chinese sucker) is the source of this 1196-nucleotide messenger RNA. RefSeq names its product deoxyribonuclease 1 like 4, tandem duplicate 2 (gene dnase1l4.2). The coding region runs from base 149 to 994 and encodes 281 amino acids. Gene Ontology annotation, cellular component: nucleus. Gene Ontology annotation, molecular function: DNA nuclease activity. Gene Ontology annotation, biological process: DNA catabolic process. NCBI's taxonomy places the organism in Eukaryota, Metazoa, Chordata, Actinopteri, Cypriniformes, Catostomidae. The record is from RefSeq and is a predicted model, not a curated record. The transcript is spliced from 9 exons.